Messenger RNA from Enterobius vermicularis (human pinworm), 243 nucleotides. Lineage: Eukaryota; Metazoa; Nematoda; Chromadorea; Rhabditida; Oxyuridae. The record is from the annotation of a GenBank genome assembly.
AUGAUAAAGCUGCACUCCAUUUCUUUAAAUCUGAUUGCUCCGUCGGCCAUGGUAUUGUUUGGUGGUUGUGCCAACGAUGGCUCUGUCCUCGGUGAUCUAUGGAUUUUGGAACUUAAUUGUACCGGUAGUUAUAACGUAAGAGCUCACUGGAAGCGUGUUCAGACUCGAAUGACUCCAAACUUUUGGCAUACUUCUGCAGUAGUUAACGGUCAUCUAUUUGGUAAGAAGGUUCUUGUCAAUUAA